Messenger RNA from Penicilliopsis zonata CBS 506.65, 684 nucleotides. RefSeq lists its product as hypothetical. Gene Ontology annotation, cellular component: eukaryotic translation elongation factor 1 complex; cytosol. The record is from RefSeq and is a predicted model, not a curated record. Gene Ontology annotation, molecular function: guanyl-nucleotide exchange factor activity; translation elongation factor activity. Gene Ontology annotation, biological process: translational elongation. Lineage: Eukaryota; Fungi; Ascomycota; Eurotiomycetes; Eurotiales; Aspergillaceae. The transcript is spliced from 5 exons. Bases 1 to 684 code for a protein of 227 amino acids.
AUGGGUUUCACCGACUUCGUCUCUGAUGCUGGCCUUACGAUUGCCAACCAGUACCUGGCCACCCGCAGCUACAUCGUUGGCUAUGCACCCUCCCAGGCCGAUGUUGUGACCUUCAAGGCCUUCACCAGCGCUCCUGACGCUGCCAAGUACCCCCAUGUUGCUCGCUGGUACAAGCACAUUGCCUCUUUCGAGGCUGAGUUCCCCACUUUCCCGGGUGACGCCUCCAAGGCCUUCACUGCCUACGGCCCCGAGACCACCGAGCUGCCGGUGAACCCCAAGGACAAGCCCGAGGCCGAGGAAGAGGAUGAUGAUCUCUUCGGCAGCGACUCCGAGGAGGAGGACCCCGAGAUUGUCAAGGAGCGUGAGGCUCGUCUUGCUGAGUACAGAAAGAAGAAGGAGGCCAAGCCCAAGCCUGUCGCCAAGUCCCUCGUGACCCUGGAGGUCAAGCCCUGGGAUGAUGAGACCGACCUGAAGGAGAUGGAGGAGAACGUCCGCGCCAUCGAGAUGGACGGUCUGGUUUGGGGUGCCUCCAAGCUCGUUGCCGUUGGCUUCGGUAUCAAGAAGCUUCAGAUCAACCUGGUCGUCGAGGACCUGAAGGUCUCCACGGAUGAGCUCCAGCAGCGCAUUGAGGAGGACGAGGACCACGUCCAGUCCACCGAUAUUGCCGCCAUGCAGAAGCUGUAA